Molecule: messenger RNA, 1904 nt
Organism: Gracilinanus agilis (Agile Gracile Mouse Opossum)
Lineage: Eukaryota; Metazoa; Chordata; Mammalia; Didelphimorphia; Didelphidae
Product: ceramide synthase 1-like
Exons: 3
Coding region: 659-1819 (386 amino acids)
Biological process (GO): SMAD protein signal transduction; BMP signaling pathway; ceramide biosynthetic process
Cellular component (GO): extracellular region; membrane
Molecular function (GO): growth factor activity; sphingosine N-acyltransferase activity; cytokine activity
Source: RefSeq, a predicted model, not a curated record
AGUGGUGUUCGCGGCCAAGGUGCUGACGGGCCAGGUCCGAGAGGUGAGCGACGUGAGGGAGUAUGAGGAGGCGGGAGACGGCGCCGGGGCCCUGGCCUCUGGGAGAGAGGGCAGCCCCCUGCCGCCCCCCAAGCCCUGGAAAGAAGAGAAGCCUUUGAGGAACGGGCUGGUGAAAGACAAGCGCUUCUAGGGGGCUGCAGACCCCUGGGGCCCGCUCCGUCCAGUGCCCGUCUAGUGCCCCUCCCCCGCCCCGCCCGCCCCGCCCCUCCCCACUGGCCCGCCCGCGCUCCCUGCCUGGGGAUGGACGCGGACUCUCGAAGGGGAGGGGAGACCCUCCCCCUUAACCCCACCCGCGGGAAUUCGCUAGGCCGCAUCCGCCGGCCCGCACAGAGGGCAGGAAGGUUCCCCGGAGUGGAGAACUGGGAUCCGAGAGACGGCGACCCCCGUCCCCCGCCCCCUCAUCCUUCUGGGCACGGAAGGGCUCCGGAUGGGGAGGGGGAGGCGCUCUCACACCUCCCUGGCCAAUGGCGGGGUGAGCCCCUCCCGCCGCCCCCCGCCCCGUGCCCUCGCGCCCCAGGGGUGCCCUGAACUAUAAGUGGGCCCGGAGCAGGGGCUCGGCCAGCGGCAGACUUCCCUCGGGUGGCUGGAGCCAAGGAAGAUGUGGUCCCUGCAGCGGCAGCGGCAGCUGCUUCUUGUCCCUCUGACCUGGCUCCUACUCCUGCUCCUGCCCCUGCCCCUGCCCCUACCCCAGCCCUCUUUGGCCCAGCCCCAGCCCGGCACCCUCUCCCCCCAAGGCAAUGCUCUGCUCCAGGCCCUGGGGCUGCGGCCGCCCUCGGGGCCCCCUCCCACCCGUCCCGUCCCCCCAGUCAUGUGGCGGCUUUUCCGAAGGGGCCCCCAGGCCGCAGAGAGCCACGGGGCCAGGGGCGAAGGACCAGAAAUGGCCCAGGAGCCCGAGCCCCUGCCCUGCCACGUGAAGGAGCUGGGCGUCCCCGGGAACAUCGUUCGGCACGUCCUCGAUGGCGGAGCCGCUGCCUCACCAGAGCCAGCCCUGGGCGCCCUGUGCCUGGAGAAGCCCCUUUUCUUCAAUCUCUCCUUCCUAGAGCCUCGGGAGCAGCUGACGCUGGUCCGCCUGGAACUGAACUUCGGUGCCCCCGGAGCUCUUUCCCCUGGCCAAGGCUGGGAGCUGAGCGUGUUCCCCGGCCACGGCUCGCGGCUGUGGGGGCAGCCCCUGCUGAGCCACUCAGUGGCCACGCUGCAGGAGCCCCUCCACUUUGACCUGCUGGGCUUGGGCCCCCCGGGGAAUGCCAGCUUCCCCCAGAACCUGAGCUUGGUGCUCGAGAUCUUGCCUGGUGGGAAGGGCAGCGGCCUGCCUCGAGGCUUGUGUGCCGAGCUGGGCCGUUCUCUGGAGGCGUCCCUACUGGUGGUGACCCUGGACCCCCAGCUCUGCCGGCACCCCGUCAGGAAGCGCCGGGCCACCCACCUGGCCCCUCUCGAAGGCCUGGACCCUCCCUGCAAGGCCAGGCAGCUCUACAUCAACUUCCGGGAUGUGGGCUGGCACAACUGGAUCAUCGCCCCGAGAGGCUUCAUGGCCAACUACUGCCAAGGGCACUGCUUCUUCCCCACCGCCACCAAGAUCUCCAGCUUCAACCACGCCGUCAUGCAGUCCCUGAUGCACUCGGUGGCCCCGACCACGACGCCCCCGCCGUGCUGCGUCCCCGUCAAACUCUCGCCCAUCUCCGUGCUCUUCUACGACAACAGCGACAACGUGGUCCUCCGCCACUACGAGGACAUGGUGGUGGAUGAGUGCGGCUGCCGCUGAGCAGAGCCGGUCCUUCCUGCCCCCGUGUGUACCCCGCCCGCCCCGGAAACCCGACUAAUAAAACUGCUGGGUUGGUUUGCCUUUG